Porites evermanni is the source of this 7245-nucleotide messenger RNA. Lineage: Eukaryota; Metazoa; Cnidaria; Anthozoa; Scleractinia; Poritidae. The record is from the annotation of a GenBank genome assembly.
AUGGAGCCGAUGGAAUGGCCGUUGAAAUCGUCUGCUCUUGGAAAGGUUUCGUGGAGAUUUCAGAGUGCUUUUAUUCUUGGCUUAGUUGGGCUUUCCAGUAAAAUAUUCCUGGGUAAGAUGUUGCUUUUACACGCAAAUGAUUUACGUCGCCCAUUUGGCCUGUUUGGGGCUUAAGAUUGGGUUUCCUAGUUGGAUCAUUAUUCUUAUCAAGGACGACUCAUGCUUAAUAAGCUUAAUUUUUUUCUGUUUCUCGCACUGCUGUUUCAUGAUAACCUUUAUGGCAUCUUUAUGGCAUCUUUACACACAUGGAAGCAUCGAUCGGUAGACCGAAGACUCAAGCUUCCUUUCUUUAUGUGGGGUCAAAUAUCCGGAAUAAUCAAGGUCGUGGUGUUUAUAAUUAUGGCUCAGUCAAUUCCAAGCGUGCCCAUCCCCCCCGGGUAUUUGUCAGGCAUUUGUCAUUUUGUUUUGGAAAAGCUGCAAAUGCCCCACGGUGGGGCCGGGCGUUCAUACAAACCCCCAUGGUAUGUGGGGCUUAAAAUUAGGGUGCAAAUGCCCAAAAGUGCAUUUUCCAGUAAAUAAGCUGCGAAUACCAUAUUUAUGGUAAAUCUUUAAUAAUAUGAUCAAACUCUGAAGCACACCCUAGGCAAAUCGCUCCCAGCUGCUAGUUAUAAUUAUUGCAAAAAAGAUCACAUUGAUUAAUCAUCUGAUUAAUGUACGUCAAUGACAGAACUAUAGAAUUUUAAUGAUACCUUGUCUUAUUUUUGAAGAUGUUUAAUAUAGCAAAUGAUAUAGAGAAUACUUCAUGGAAAGUGCUGGCGUAUGGUAUUUAUGCACGAGUUGUUGACGUAUCAGAAAUUGAACGAGUGAGCGCAGUGAACAAGUAAGAUUUCUGAUACAAAAACAACGAGUGAGUAAACCGUACAAAGCACUGUCCAUGUGGUAUUGUGUUUAUUAUAUACAUACUGAGAAAUUCAUAAUUUUGGCGGCCUUUUUAUUUUAAAUCUUUCAAAAAUGCUAAAAUUUGCCGCUACACAUUACAGCAAAAUGACAACGAAAAUGAAGUAUCAGCUUUUUAGUAAAAACUUUUGUUAAAAACAUAAAUGAUGGUAAGGAUAUGAGAUAAUCCAUGAACUAUAAGUAAUCUUAACCAUUUGUUCUCAAUGCACAAUUGAAAACGAGUGAAUCUGAGUAAAAUGGCCGGUUUCAAUAUAAGCUGAAGCUUAAAUGAAAGGCAAAGUAGCUCUGACAAAAAGCACAACAAAAGCUUACGUCUCGUUCUCUUUUUCCCUUUCCGCUGUUGUUUCGCUGGCUCUGUACCGUUUUCUUUAUCGACAGUGAAAUGUUUUCCACUUUUUUAGCAAGAAUAACUCUUUGAGUAAAACUUUUCUCGUUAAAUGUGUACGAAGUGGCACUGCAUUAGCUGCAAUAAAAGGCGGGAAUUUUGGCGUGAAACUCAAACACCUCUGUGGCUUCUGAUUGGAUGUAUCAUUCUUCUCACACGUGAAAAUCAUCGUUCACAAUUCUGAUUGGACGUAUCAUUUUUUCACGUGUGAAAACAAUCAUUCGCUCCUCUGAUUGGCUAGAACUAAUUUGCGUACGAAAAUUUACGACAAAGCUUUUUGGUGAGCAUUUCUCAGUAUGUAUAUAGUAAUAACAAAUGACCAACGCCCUUUGCAUGAGUAUGUUCUCAUCUUGAUGGAAACAUUGAACUGUCACAUUUAUUGUACAAUACACAAAGUUUGUAUUAGCUUUCAAAUAACUCUCAGAUUUUUUCUAGGCCUUUCUGCCUCGACAAUUCACACGCAAAAAAGUGUCUUUUCCUCUUCAAACAAUGCAUCGAUUGUUUUUCCUCCAUGUGUGAGCUGAUCACGAUGGCGGGAAGGCUGGUGUUUAACAAGAGAAAGUUUGAGCACAUUACACCCAGUAUCUUAAUUUAUCUGCACUGGCUCCCCAUCAAACAAUGCAUUGUCUUCAAAAUUUUGUUAACUACAUACAAGGCACUGAGUGAACUUGCACCUGGCCACAUUACCAACCUUCUUGACAGAUAUGUCCCAACGCGAUCUGUACGAUCCUCUGAUCAGUUGUUACUGAUUAUGGAAAGUUCCAUGUACAAACAUUGUUUCGUUUGGAGACCAUGCAUUCAGCAUUCGAGUGCCAAAGCUGUGGAAUUCUGUUCCAUUUAAAAUUAGAUCUGCUGAAAACUUAAACAAGUUUAAAUCUAAACUGAAUUAACCUAUUUAUUUUGUUGCUUAUUCAUAAUUUUCUGUGGACCUUAACAUUAUUGCACUAUUUUGUUGUUAAUAUUCUUUGUUUCUAGCUUUUAGGAUAUUUGAUCUUUAUCAGAUUUUGCAUUUCAUUCUUUUAUUAUUAUUAUUAUUAUUAUUAUUAUUAUUAUUAUUAUUAUUAUUUUUUACAGUUCCAAUACUCAGUUGUAUAGGAGCUGCUCAUAAGGUCUCUCCUGAUUGGUUGCAGAAAACAAGGACAUGUUAUUCUUUCAAUUAUUAUUAUUUCAGUAUUGUUUGGAAUCAGUGUUAGGCACAACUGGUCACUUCUUUUCUGAGCAGCUGCUACAUAACCCCCAAUAUUUGUUGUUAAACACCGUAGAGCCAUUUACAAAGCACUAUGUAAAUAAUGAAUGAUUAUUGUUAUUUUUUUAAUCACAAGAACCUCAUCCUAAAAUUUAAUAAAUUAUAUAUUUGGAGUUUCGUGAUUUAAAAGAAAAAUUUAAAAACAAAUUAGUUUUGAACAGAUAAACUUUGUUUCACACUUUUAUGCUUGAUUAAGGCUUUUGCAUCUCUUUUAGAGUGGUUUAACUCUGUGAGAAAGUACAAUUAUGACAUCUUGGAGAAAAAUGCGGAGGAAAGACCUGAUGGAGUGCCUUUGGUGACAGUUUGCAAUCAUACGUCUUGUCUUGAUGAUCCUUGCUUAUGGGGUAAGAGAAUUUUUGUUACUAAGUGUUUCAGAUCAAGUGGUGUCUCACUUAACAAAAUUAAGAUUAACCACAGGGUAUGCCUGCCCUUUAUUCACAACACCAACUGCGCGCCCUUGUUUAUUGUAGAAUACGGUAUAACUGAACACAACCAUUAUGGAAACUUUCUAGUGAAGGAAGUGACUAAACAGAAAAAGGGGCAAGUGGUGAAAAUGUACUCCAUGGGAUUUGUUCAACAUGGAAUGUAUUGUUCUGCUGAUGGAAUUACAUUUGCAGCAUACAGGGCACCUUUGAUCAAUUGUAAACAUGACAGUAAAUUUAAAUGUAAAAUUAAUGUCAAACACAAGUCUUCUGUGCUUAUAUCAUGAAUAAACAACAAUUUUCCAUUGAAGCAAGUAGAUACAGGUAAUGGAAGUUGUAUUUGAUUGUUUCUUUUACUCCAACAUUAAAUUUUAAGUUUUUAUGGCUAAAGGCUGGUUCCAGAUGGUAUUGAUCAGAGUUGUAAUUGGACUUGUAAAGAGCACUUACGACUGAAUCAAAAUCAAGAAUCAGAAUGAUAAGUACACUGUAGAGUCACAAGCUCGAUGGUUUAAGAUUUGCUAGAAUAAGAUUGUUUCCAUUUUCUUCCAACCCACUUUUGACUCUGCUGCAUAUGAUCCGUCAUGGUGAGAACUAAAAACGUUGGCUUUGGAGACCUUUGGAAGCAGAAAAUUAAGAAUACGCUUUAAUAGUACUGUCUCGCUUCCAUGCCUUGUGAUUAGUUCAGAUCAUCUUCUUCUGCUUGGGACUACUUGAUUUUUGUAGUGCUCAGCAAAAGUGGAAUAACUAAACCAAUCACAAUGCAUUGCAACAAUCUAGUUUUAACUAUACUGUGAGGACCAGAAAGGAAAGCAGAUUAAUAAAGAACAAUGUUUACUCAGAUCAUAACUCCCUGAGCUUCUGAUAAGACUACGACUCUGACGCUUGUCGCCAUUAAAAAUGAACUCACAAGAAACUCCAGAAAAAGUUCUCAUAUCAUCAUGGAUGCAUUACAUAGAAUGAAAAAAAUGUGACGUUAAAUGUCCGUACUUUUACAGACAAAGGCUCUUAUCCAAGGAGCUCAGAAUACUGAAUGACUAUUAAAAAUACUUUUUAAUCUUUUUUAUUAAUUCAGACCCAGAACAGAGCCUUCAACAUUUCAUUUUAUUUAGACACUUACGCAGAAUUUUGUUAUUUAUUUUCAAGGACUAAUGAAAAUACGGACUGUUUUAAAUACACAUAAGAAGGUCAGAUGGUGAGUGCUGUCAUAAGUGAAGACCUCUUUGUUAUGUUGAGCACUGUCAGGGUGUAAAGAAAGUCAGUUUUACAGCUUACCAUUUGGGCAAGCUGUAGCUAGCAUGUACUAGCCCAAAAGUCAUUUUAACUAGCCCGAAUUUUAAAUAUUUUUUUAUCAGCGAGAUUGAUUACAGUUCUUUUGUAAUGUUGAUUUCCUAAACAAUCUUAAUUCAUUUGCCCGUUGAGGAAGUUAUUAGGUACAGUCAUCUCCUUCUUAACCACUAACGCCGUUGGGGCUGACUUCAAGGUUUCCGUUACCAGAACUGGCCGACCAGAACAGCUCUGCUGUAAAGGGAAUUCCACUUUCAUUCAACACUAGACCUCCAGCUAAAUCAGUGGGAUCAGCCUAUUCCUAAAUAGUAGAGACUGGUGGGUUUUUAGGGAAAACUCUCCAAGUGAAACCAAGGUUAUUUUCAAAACUGUUAUUUUGGCCAGCCAGUUCUGACUUGGGUAAGUGCCUCAAAGUUUCAAAGGGGUUGCAUUGGGCUCAUAGAAAAUCAAACAAUAAUUACUGAAGAACAAAAGCAGCCAACUACAGGUGUACAUCAAGUAUAGAGAUAACUGAAACAAUGCUUCAACCCCUACUUGUCUCAAUUUGCCUUUUGGCAACUUGAAAUAAAUAAAAAUUUAUAGACAUAAAAAAAUGGUCACCAGAAAAAGAAAAGGAGCAAUAUCACAUGAAGGUCUACACCUUAAUGGUUCAUCUUUUUCAAUGGGCAUGAUUUAGAGCAUUGCAAGUCACUCAACAUUUUUGUUGUAAACAUUAUUUUACCUUGGUGGUGGUAAAUAAUGUAAAAUGUAAAUAAACGGCUUGUCAAACAUGAAAUAAAUCAUUGAUGAGGAAUACAUGUAUCUUGUGACUGGUGCAAAGUUACCGCAGGUCAUCUAUGCUACCCUAUUGACACAUUAUGCCUUUUGUCAGACAAAAUAUCUAAUUUCAUUGGAAUAAUCUACAUUGCCUGCUUUUGUUUCUCUUUACAGGACUCUCGGUGCCCAUGAACUUUUGUUUGCAACUCCAUUUCGUUGUGCUUUUUUCAGUAGAGCAAAGGUAAGUGAUGUAAUCCCUCUUACUACUCCAGGGCAUAAAACAAAUAAUAAUAUUAUUUAUUUCUCAUGUUUACAACCAGUUUCCAUUAGCCAUGUUGCAGGCAAACCAACCUUUAAUUUGCAUUUAACAAACCAUUAAAUUUUUUUGUUACUAAAAAUAAUAUAAUACAGGUAAUUAUUAUUGUUUGUUGAAAAUUUGGAUAUUAAUGCUAUAAAGUAAAUAUAAUGCAUACUUUACUUCCUUAGUGUAAACCAGCGGGCUUUUGCAGAAAGUCAAAAGUUAAUAAAAUCAUUUUGACAUUCUUUCCAGGCAAUUCCUGUUGUUAGAGGUAAGUCACUAUGAAACAAUUUUUCAUUUACACUGUAUAAAGAAGUCUUACUAAUUAAAGAACAAUAAAAUUUAAUUUUAAAAAAAUUAAGUCAUUAAUGUUAAGGAAUGUUAUGCUGUGAAACAGAUCACUUACUGUCAAGACAGGUCAAGCGUAACCCCUUGAUGAUUUGAUUAUUAUUUUGAAAAAUGAGUUAGUUUAUUUUAAUAGUUGUUCUCGUAUGACUAGUGUCAAAUUCAGGUCAGAACUCCUGUAUGUGUAAUGAGCAGUGAAUAUUUUACGAGAACUUCUCUGUAUUUGGUAAGGUUGAAAAUCUUUGAAUGGAAAUUUGUUAGAUUACACACAUCAACUGCCUCGCGGAUGAAUUCUCGGCUUAUUAUUCAUGCAAGAAUGCAAAGAUGAAUCUGAAAUCUACAACUACCAAUGGAUAUGGAAUCUUGGGAGGUACAGUAUUCUGACCUUCGCUGACCUGGUCUGACUGUAAGUGAACAUUCCAUAUUCAUUGAUUUGUUCAUGUUGACUGAGUACGAUUUUUGAACAGGGGAUGGUGUUCAUCAGAAAGGAAUGGAAGUAGCGCUUGAACGUCUUAAUCAAGGAGAAUGGAUUCAUAUCUUUCCUGAAGGUAAAAUUAAUAUAAAUUUACUAUUAGAAGAAAAAGAGAUCAUUGAAUGAACCAAUGCACAAUCAAACCAACAAACAAAUGAAUUACUAAUCGAUGUUGUAAAACUGGCUCUUUUUUAUAAUAAUAACAUAAAUUCAACAAACACUCAUAUUGUUGAUCUGGACACAAGCACACCACAAAGCCACAGUCAAUAUUAUUGCCAAUUGUGGUUGUUUUUCGUAAGCCAUAAUGGCUUUGUCCUCUGGAUACAAUAACAUUUAAGACUAGGUUAAGAGUACAGUUGUUACAUUUUACCCUCCCCUCAAUCUUCCCACUUAAACUCGAAGUACUUUUUGUUUCCCUUCAGACAAUCUCUAUAUAAUUCAGGAGUGGAUCCAGAACUGUCAAAAGGGAAGGCGGGGACACUUAACAGCUCUAUUCUAGAUACUUUUCUUUUUCUGACAGAGAUGGAAUUAAAGUACUUUUUGUUUCCCUUCAGACAAUCUCUAUAUAAUUCAGGAGUGGAUCCAGAACUGUCAAAAGGGAAGGCGGGGACACUUAACAGCUCUAUUCUAGAUACUUUUCUUUUUCUGACAGAGAUGGAAUUCUAUAAUUUUAAAAUAAUACAAAAUUUCAAAGGAACCACCCCUAAUUUUGCCCAUGCAAUUUUACCCUUGGAAAAAAAAAGUAUGAAGUCAGAAACAUUAAAUUUAUUUAUAAAAAGUAGUGUCUAUUCUUUGUCUUACAUUUAUGUCACCCAACUUCAAAUUCAGUGUCCAUUCCUGUAUAUUACUCAAGCUUUGUUGCUUUGGAUUAUUUUAGUUAAAAAAAUGCAAAUUAAUUAGCAGUUAAUUAAUUAAAUGAUCAACCAUUUAAUUUGCACUAUUUGUCAUUUUGUUGUAGUUAUUUCACUGAUAGGACUUGUGUUGAUGGUAAAAUUCUCUCUUUUAGGUGCCAUUAAUAUGAAUGAUGCCAUCAAGAGACUGAAAUGGGGUAAGUUGAUCUUAGUUUAUGCUUUGACUUAA